AUGUCGAGCACUCGCUGGGAUCCGGGAAUUCAUCGGUUUAUGUCUCCAUCGACGGGCCUAGUGCUCGAGUACAUUGUCCAUCGCCCCGUCGGAGCCAGCAUGGACGAUACUCGGCGCAACCUGAUCGUGGCCCAGUGUCCCGGCUGGGGCUUGGGAUCCGAGUAUCUCCAGCAGGGACUGUCAGAUCUAUGGGCGCCCUCAUCCGAGAGAAAUCAAAAUGGCCUCUCUGUCUACACCGUCGUCUUUCCCCACCCUCGUGGCACCGGUGGGUCCUCUCAGCCACUCUGGACCGGCCAGAUGAGCAGUAUGCCCAACAUGGGGUCUGACCUGGAGGAUCUUCGAAAGCACCUGGAGAUCGAACAGUUCCCCGUCCUGCUGGGCCAUUCCAACGGUGGCGCCAUCGCCCUCGGCUAUGCAGAGAUGUACCCGGACCGAGUCCAGAAACUGAUACUCAUCAACCACCAGAUCAUCGGCAUGCAAGACCGCAAGACAGAUAAAUUGAUAGCCACCAAGGACGACCCUGCGUAUCGCGGUGCCUGGGACAACCUCUUAAACCGACGCGCCGACACAGACGAGGAACUCACCGACUCCGUCAACGCCGUCUGGCCUCUGUAUUUCUACGACCCCGCAAACUACACGGAUGAACUCCUGCGCGCCAUCGGAGAUCAGAAAAUGUCCCUGUGGGCGUAUCGCUACCAGGGCCAGUGUGACCGGAGCGUUGAGCAUCCGACGCAGAUGUCAGACGGCCUCAAAUAUGUGCGGGCCAAAACGUUGGUGAUCUUCGGGCAAGACGACAUGAUAAUUGGGCUGAAGAUUGCUGUGCGCACGAUGGAAAUUCCCGGCGCAGAGCUGAUUACCUACAGGCAGUGCGGACAUUUCCCGUGGAUUGAGAAGAAAGAACACACACUGAGGGAUAUCCGGCGAUUCAUCGAGGGUCGCCAGCACUGA
Penicillium canariense is the source of this 948-nucleotide messenger RNA. RefSeq names its product alpha/beta fold hydrolase. The record is from RefSeq and is a predicted model, not a curated record. Bases 1 to 948 code for a protein of 315 amino acids. The transcript has a single exon. Lineage: Eukaryota; Fungi; Ascomycota; Eurotiomycetes; Eurotiales; Aspergillaceae.